Molecule: messenger RNA, 699 nt
Organism: Pestalotiopsis fici W106-1
Lineage: Eukaryota; Fungi; Ascomycota; Sordariomycetes; Amphisphaeriales; Sporocadaceae
Exons: 3
Coding region: 1-699 (232 amino acids)
Molecular function (GO): acetyltransferase activity
Source: RefSeq, a predicted model, not a curated record
AUGGCCAAGACACAGAAAGAUGAGCAAAUCAUUCAAAUUGCUUCUACGCUCCAGGAAACGCCAUGGUGCGAUGAGUACGAGAAUAUGAUCUCCGGGAUGCUCUACAACCCAUUGCAUCCCAAGUUGCUCGACGGCCGACACAGGGCGCGAUGCCUCUCGCACAAAUUCAACACAAUUGACCCAAACUCUGGAAAUUAUCAAGAAGUCGAACAAAUUCGUGCCGAUCUGCUUAAACAAAUGCUUGGUCGAGUUGGAUCAGGCACUUUCAUCGAGCCUCCAUUCAUGCCCGACUAUGGCUGCAACGUCAUCUUUGGACAAAACUGUUUUGCUAAUUUUGGCUUGACGAUUCUCGACACCAGUUUGGUCAUCAUCGGAGACCGGGUGCAAUUUGGGCCCAACGUCAGUAUCUACAGUGCCGGCCACGAAACGAGUGUUCUCUCCAGAAUCAAAUUCGUCGAGUUCGGUCACCCCAUAAGAAUCGAGGACGACUGCUGGAUCGGAGGAGGUGUAACCAUUCUUCCCAACGUCACGAUUGGGCGUGGUAGCACCGUAGGUGCGGGCGCGAUUGUCACCAAGAGUAUUCCGCCGUAUUCGGUUGCCCUGGGAGCUCCGGCUCGUGUAGUCAAGACUCUGCCAUCUGUCGAGGAGGAGUUGGCCGAUCCCAACAACCCAUUUAGAAAUAUGCCAGACAGACAAUAA